CCCCCGUGCGCCCAGCACACGCCUGACGUCGUUUAACCACAGCAGCGAGUUAGGAGGAGCCGUCGUCGCACAGCCGCCGCGCCGCACCAGCCUCUGUCACACUGCAGGCGAGAGAGAGAGAGAGUGCGAAAAAGAGCGAGCUGCUGUCGGCCUCCGCAGGCUGGUGGUGUUCAAGGAAACUUCACCGCCGGUUUUUGGUGGGCGAGAGAAGAGAGAGACAGAGAGAGAGAGAGAGAAAAAAAGGCCGAGAUAUAACAUGUGGUCUUGAAGAGCGCGCGUCCGUUGAAUUGAGAACUUUGGGCAAGAUUUUAACGACGACGGUCUUUACCACUGGGGGCGAGUUUAAACCCGCUCGUUUUGGUCGCGUCAACAUUGGCGAGUCGUGCUCGCUUGGGCCCGAAGCUUCGCAGGUGUUGUUACGUUCUGGCUGACGCUGGCGCACCGGCGUGUCGGAAUCAAGCUUUCUUGGCAGUGGCGCAUUUACUGUUGCCAUCCAAACGUCACGGACGGGAGCAUCGCCAGCACAAGUGAAGCGGCUGGGGACCAUGCUGCUGCCUUGACUUUUGGAUGAGGACCACGACGACGAAAGGGCAAUAAGCAACUUAAAAUCAUGAGGCACAAAUGCUACACUGAGACGGAGAAAGACGCGGCUCUCAGACUUUCCCAGGAGCGAGCUGAGAUCAUCGAAAAGUAUGACCGGGGCCGAGAUGAAGGUGCGCAGAUUGACCCGUGGGAAGAUUCGGAUUUCCGCCUCUACAAGGUCACAGAUCGUUUUGGCUUCCUGCAUGAAGAAGAACUUCCAAUUCCAGAUGCGGAAGAAGGGAAGAUCAAAGCGACGGAGGUGGAGAGGGUCGCCAAGUGGCUGAAGAUGGUCAAGAGCUGGGAUAAAUACAAGAACACCGAAAAGAUGGCACGCCGCGUGUACAAGGGACUUCCGCUGCAGCUGCGUGGGGAGAUCUGGUCGCUGCUGCUGGAGCUGUCGUCGCUCAAGGAGGAAUUUUCCGGCCUCUACGAGCAAAUGAAGCAGCGAGCGCGCUUGGCGUCCCCCGACGUGCGCCAGAUCGACCUGGACGUGAACCGCACCUUCCGCAACCACAUCAUGUUCCGCAACCGCUACGGGGUCAAGCAACAAGCCCUGUUCCAUGUGCUGGCUGCGUACUCCAUGUACAACACGGAGGUGGGCUACUGCCAGGGCAUGAGCCAGAUCGCUGCGCUCCUUCUCAUGUACCUUAAUGAAGAGGAUGCAUUCUGGGCACUCGUGCGCUUGCUGUCCGACAAUAAACACGCCAUGCACGGAUUCUUUGUGCCGGGCUUCCCCAAGCUGAUGCGCUUCCAAGAGCACCACGACCUCAUCAUGAAGAGGUUACUCCCCAAGAUGAAGAAGCACCUGGAUAGCCAGGAGAUCUUCACCAACCUCUACACAACAAAGUGGUUCUUCCAGUGCUUCCUCGACCGGACCCCGUUCACGCUCACGCUGCGGCUGUGGGACAUCUACAUGCUGGACGGAGAGCGGCUGCUCAUCGCGAUGGCCUACACCACGCUGAAGCUGCACAAGAAGCGGCUGAUGAAGAUGGAGAUGGAGGGCCUCGUGGGCUUCCUGCAGCAGUCGCUGGCCGAGGACUUCCUCUACGAGGACCACUUUGUCAUCGACCAGCUGCACAACAACAUGGCCGAGCUCCGGCGCAAUAAACUCCUCCAGCCGCCCCCAGGCAAACAGGAUGAAUUCCCCCAGCGUCCGUUUGGGCAAAUGCCACCUGACAGCCUCACCAUCCUCGAGGCAAAUGGCGCCGCUAAUGGACAGAACAGACAGCAGCAGCUGACACCAACAAAGGCUGCAACGAUCACAGCGCCAGGGCCGGCACGCACUCCGUCCCCGCAGGGGAACGGAAAACGACCGGCGCUCUUGCCUCCGCGGAGACUCGAUGGGAACGUGAGAAGUGUGACCACAGGAGCUGAGAACCCAGCAGCAGUAGCGGCAGUGGCGUCAACAGCACCACCAACAGCAGCAGCAGCAGCAGCAUCGGGUGCGAUGGAGAGACCAGCGACAGAAACGCAUGCACCGAAGCUUCCGAGAGAAGCAAACUCAAACCAGAACGCCGCUCCUGGUCCUCGCGUAAAUAGAGACGAAGGGGGGGCGGCGGCGCUGGCAGCCACUCCCAAGUGGAGGAAACCAGCAGCGGAGGCUGUCGCAACAACGUCGACAAAAAUAACAUCGUUGGUGGUGCCGGUGGGAGGAGGAGGAGGAGGCCCGGUCCGACCCGGCACCGUGAUGCGCAUGGACAGCGUGGGCCGCAGCGCCUCCCAGCACUCGCUAUACGACAACGUGUCGUCCGAGCGCGAGACUGACGGCCCGGUGGCCGCGUGGGGCCUCCGAGAUGACCGCUUUCUCACGAGCCCCAGCAGCAGCAGCGGCAGCGCCGUCACCAACGGCGAGAUGCUCGCUCGGCCGCAGCGCCUGCCGGUUGUGCCGCCCCCCCAUGUGUACGGGAGCACAGACUACAUCGCUUCUCCGCCACCGGAAACUCGGCAUCAGCGGCAGCGGCACCAGCAGCAGAAGCAGGGAGCGCCGUCGCAAUCAAUGAGCCGCUCGGCCUACUCUAGCCCUGCACGGUCACCGUACGGAGCCUGGACGGACACGGUUCCGGUGUCGGCGAGUUACCACGGGCCGCCGGUGGCCGGCGCCGUGACCCCCAACGGCAGCGGCGGCGCGCACCUCCUCGCGCCGGACGGCUCCUUCGACCGUGCCGACGGAGUGGCUUGGGCUGCGGCGGCGGCGGCGGCGGCGGCGGCGGCGGCGCCCGCAGCCGGGCACAGCGCCAGCGCGGACGGGGGUCUGGACGAGGGACGGCACGCGCGGGGGGGCGGCUGGGCCGUGACGCGCGGCAAAGUCGUGGCUCCCGCGCCCCGGCACUGGGCGACGGCGCCCGCGCCCGUGCACGCGUCGAGCGAGGGCGAGCUGCUGCUCUGGCCUGACGGGCAGCAGCGCUGCGUGAGGCAGGCGGAGCUGGUGCGGAACGCGGCGGCGGCGGCGGUGUCGGUCGGGCCCGAGCGCCAGCGGUCGCCGGGACACGCGCGAUACCCGCCCUUCACCGCCGACGACAUCAGGGAGACGGCGGUGCUCUGAGCAGCGGUGGCGGCGCCCCUGGUGACUCCCGUCCCGCGCUGCUCCUGGAUUUUAUAGUCGAGGUUGGGGUGGGGUUGGCCAACUUGGACGUUGGGAAUGGAAUGCGGCAGGAGGGGGCGGGGGGGGCCGGGCAUUGUGGGUGUAAUUCGGAAGAGGAGGUUUUGAUGGCGGAGGGUAGACGUCGGGGGCUACCGAGCCGGAUGGUGGCAAUGAGACUGUCGGAGCUUGGAGGCCGUGCACUGACUGUGCAGCAACUGCAGGAUCUGGCUUAAGGAAGGAGGCGAUGUUGAAUGGGUGGCACCAUCAAAUGGCAUCCCCACAUCUUCAUAUGGCUUACGUUUUUAUUGCUCGACCCCACCGGUGGGUGUAUUUUUUUUAGCUGACAAAAGAAAUUUGACUUGCGUUGGGUUCAGCACCACGUUUUUUUUUGUAUCUCGACACAGAGAUGAGCUUUAAUCGGCAUCGUCUCUGCGAGCCGAGCGAUUUUACAAGCGUGUAGCUCGCGAAUUUCGAAUAACGGAUCGAGAGAGCCAUCGUACACCGACUUAUCGGACCUCUGACUACUCGAAUAAUUUUUACGCUUUCGUUUUAUUUUUUCAUUUUGGAUUUGUUUUGUAAUUGUCGUUGAAACGGCUGUAAAUAGUGCGAUGUGCGGUCAGGUGUUUAGCGAUUCUAACUGUUACACAAGAACGUUACGACAACCAGCAUCUCCUCAGGAAAAUCUCACCCAUUGUUUGAUCUGAUCAUGUCCUCCCAUGUAAAAUUGUUACCAGAGUUUAUUUUUUAUUUUUAAGUACUUUUUUUUAUUGCUGUGCUGCAUAUUACUUCACGAGGUUCCCGUCGCUCUCUCUCCAUCUAGGCUAUCGGCGUACACGCGUGGGUUUUAUCCAGGUGCUCCAGUUUCCUCCCACGUGUCCAUUGGCUGAAAACAUCUUAGUAUAUGGAGGACCGCAGAGAUAUGGCAAUUGUUGGUAUCACCGGCUCACUGCCUGACUGCUGCCUUCCAGCUUGUCUAUGGUUCCUCAGCGAAAUUUAAGAUGCAAUCGGCAUGAACGACGCAAUAUUUUUAUAUUUAAAAGAAUCUAAAUGUUUAUACAUUUCAUUUCAGCUUCAUUAAUAGGCAUGUAAAAUGAUUAUUAGCCAACCGUGCUAACGUCCGAUUAGAACAGUUAGCUACGUACGGUGCGAAAGAAGUUCAACAUACACAAAUUCAUACUGAACUCAACCCCCAUGUGAUGAUGGAUGAAUUGAUUAUAAUCAAUUCAGGAUCAUGUGCCAAUAUUCCAUAUUUGUCUUGUUCGUCUUCUAUCAUUCAUCUUGUCAGUUCUCUCUCUUGUUAUUGUCUUAUUUUAUCUGUGAUCUUAAAGAUAACAGUUGCUUGUUGUUUUAAUGUAAUUUUCAUAAACCUUACAUAAUCCGAAGGCACGUAAUUUGAUACGUGCAUUGAUGAAUGGAGGAUUUCAUGCCUCUUGAAGACAAUAGCCAUGCUUGUAUAGAUCUCGAAAUGUAAGCUCUGUUCUUAACUCUCAUUUUACUUCUCUCUCAUUGUUCACGGUUACAAUUGGGACAUUUUUUGUAUUCAUUCGUUUAUUCGGCGAAAACGGCAACAAUGUUUUUUUGUCAGUUUCAGGCUUCGUUUUUUAUCUAACCAAGCAAAAGUCCAUUAACAAAUAUCGAUUGAUGAAUUUCGACCCAACAAUUUCAUUUUGUUACCGGAUACCUUUUUUCGUAGACACGUGGUCAGUUUUGGCCGGUCAUGAUUGGGUCGGUCUUUCACAAUUCAGGCUAAAAAAGGCAACUUGCGAUCGCUAAAGCAGAGAGGCAGGCUCCGUGGCACGAGCUGUGCUCUAUUCACAGCGCUUCCCAAUCUGACGCGGCCACGGGUGCAAUGUAUCCACUCCGGUCGGUGCGAGAUCGAUGCGCGUGAUUUCUUGUUGUGCUUCCGUCAACAUUUGCACGGGGUCCACAUCGUCCAGAGUUCCACACGAGUGAAAUGCCAGUCAGUUAGCAAGGUAGUGUUUCACACCAGUGCAAAGAACCGACAGUUCUUAGGCUUAUUUUCACACGGCCCGCAGCCACAUGAGGACUACACGUGUAAACGGCUUGCGAACGAUAUUCAUCCCAUCAACGCAAGCAUCUUAGCCACACGAAUUGGGUACUAGAUGGGAAUAGUUUCAACCUGGCAUCACUGCGUUUGUAAUUUUUUUUACACGCUCAGUCACUUCUGUCGAUUGCAUGGGCCUCUUGGAGUGAAAGCUGUGGACUACUGAGAGGUGCCAAUGUGUGACCCGCCAAUAAGGUAUUUGAAAAGCUCUAUUUAUGUGGCCGUUAUUAAGGAAAAGGUACCUCACCCCUGUACUUGAGGGAGACACCGUUGAGAUGACGGCAGCGGUCUGUUUUUCUGCUGUUCGGCGAGCGGGAGGCGUGGGAUCGUGUUACGCUCAGGCAGUAUGGCGUGAGUGCGGUUUUAUCGGAACUAUUUUUUUAAACAUCGCUUGAUUCGUUUCACGUCUGCCUGUUUAGAGUAAUUAAAUUGAUAAACACUCCGCUGGGAGACGCAUGCACCCGUUGCAUUUGGUGACCGUUCAGGACUGGAAUAUGCAGCAAAUGCAUGAGGAGCAAUGGGGGGGGCGUGGAUGGAUGAUUGGAGGGUGUGAGCUCCGGCAGCAAAAGUUGCGUCGAAGCCAAAGUCUCGCCACUAAACGAGCGUUGGGGCGACGAUCGCCACCGGUGGUGUCCCCUGAGCCAGCGGCGGAAACUCCACACUCCCAUGGUGGAGGGGGCGCCAUUCUCUUUGCCGAGUGCCCACGAAUCACUGUUCACAAACUGGUUCUCACUUUUGUGGACGCCAGAAAGAUGAUGAGUUGAGUUGCUCCCCCCCCCCAACCGGCCAGAUGUUGAACUCGCAUUAUUUGGAUUGCGAGUCGAAUGCUCUAACCACAGCAUCGCUCAGCCAAGUCGGCGUGAAUAAUACUUGGACUUAGACUUGUUGCGACACACCGUGAAAGGUUUGAACGCCACAAUCCUUUGGCAAUAAGAGGGCAUGGGUACUUGAAGAGCACUGCUAAGUUUGUGCUAUAUGCAGCUCGGUAACAGGUUGGUAAUGUGUUCUCAUUGGGGGCCACCUUUGUAAAUGGGGAGGCAUUGAGCAAUGCUGGCAUUGCAAGUGCACUGUCACUCUCAUGACAAAAUGAAUCUUGUAUCACAAUUAUAUCAUUGCAAUCAUGGAUUCGACAUGAGUGGAAAAUAAUUUCCGUGCUGUUGAUCGCGUUUAAAGGUGCGAGUUUUGUUGCUAGCUAAGGGUAUAUUUGUGCACAUUUAAUUAGAAAUCUUUUUUUUUAUUCUCAGCGUUUUGUUAUUUUAUUUUCUGAGUUCGAAAUGAUGUGUUGCUAAAAAUGAAGGCACUUGAUUUGUGGGUGCUCACGUGCGUCUGUCGGUGAGCACAAGGCAGAGCAGUGGUUUGAUUCGAUUGGCAGCUCAAAACUAACAAAUCCCAUCGCAGUGCAGACAAGUCCGGUAACAGUUUCUUAACUCGAGCACUUGGGCGGUCGUCAUCUUCGUUGGCAGUGUCUGAGCCACCGGUGGAAAUUCCCCCCCCCCCAUUUCCUCCAUUGUAUGGGCCGAUGUUGAAUUCCCACUGAAGUGGCACCACGGAUGGCUGAUUGUCCGAGUCAUCCC
Messenger RNA from Petromyzon marinus (sea lamprey), 6802 nucleotides. Its product is annotated as USP6 N-terminal-like protein. Gene Ontology annotation, molecular function: small GTPase binding; GTPase activator activity. Gene Ontology annotation, biological process: regulation of GTPase activity. The record is from RefSeq and is a predicted model, not a curated record. NCBI's taxonomy places the organism in Eukaryota, Metazoa, Chordata, Hyperoartia, Petromyzontiformes, Petromyzontidae.